Messenger RNA from Strongylus vulgaris, 477 nucleotides. Lineage: Eukaryota; Metazoa; Nematoda; Chromadorea; Rhabditida; Strongylidae. The record is from the annotation of a GenBank genome assembly.
CUGGUAGCCAAAACCAAUUGCAGAACUGCUUUGCAAGAAGAUCUUCGAAAGUACAGGCAAUCGAAAAUUUUGGAAGCAGCACGAGGUAGGAGAAGUCUAAAACCACAGGGACCUUCUCGCUAUCGUCUUCCGCUGGCAACAUUACUACACGAAGACGGGACUCCCACAUCUUCACGACAAAAGAUGGAAUCGAUCACGAAGAGAUUUUACACCAACCUCUUUCGCUCGUCAACACCAGUGUCAAACCCUGCUGAAGUACGCGCCGCAAUCCAGACCAUGGAGGCUUCGGGAUCGGACCAUGUUUCGGUCGGCCUCUUACGAGCUGGAGGACAUCGCCUACACGAGAUACUUGUGGAACAUCUAACGUCCUACCUUCAAAAGGAAAGGAUCCACGACCAGUGGAGAACCUCCCGAACAAUCCUUCUUAGAAGGGCGCUAGGGAGAAUCUUCGGGACUACCGUCCAAUAUGCCUGCUGA